CUUUUGGUGACAGUAUUUGUGUUGCUCUUCCUCUUUGCUGCAUUUCAGACUUCAGUUAGGAAAUAGCUACACUGCUCCUGGAAGCAAAGACCUGGAAGAGCAGUUGCGGUCUGUGUCCAGUGUGGAUGAACUCAUGACAGUUCUUUACCCAGAAUACUGGAAAAUAUUCAAAUGUCAAUUGAGGAGAGGAGGUUGGCAACACAACAGGGAGCACUCCAGCUUUGACACAAGAUCAGAUGAUUCCCUGAAAUUUGCUGCCGCACACUAUAAUGCAGAGAUCCUGAAAAGUAUUGAUACUGAAUGGAGAAAAACUCAAUGCACGCCACGUGAAGUGUGUGUGGAUGUGGGAAAAGAGUUUGGAGCAACUACAAACACCUUCUUUAAACCCCCAUGUGUAUCCAUCUACAGAUGUGGAGGUUGCUGCAAUAGUGAAGGACUUCAGUGUAUGAAUAUCAGCACAAACUACAUCAGCAAGACACUGUUUGAGAUCACGGUGCCACUGUCCCACGGCCCCAAGCCCGUCACCGUCAGUUUCGCCAACCACACAUCCUGCCGGUGCAUGUCCAAGCUGGAUGUGUACAGACAAGUCCACUCCAUCAUAAGACGUUCCUUGCCAGCAGCACAAACUCAGUGUCAUGUGGCAAACAAGACUUGUCCGAAAAAUCAUAUUUGGAAUAAUCAAAUUUGCAGAUGUUUGUCACAGCAUGAUUUUGGUUUCUCUUCUCACCUUGGAGAUUCUGACACAUCUGAAGGAUUCCAUAUCUGUGGACCGAACAAGGAGCUGGAUGAAGAAACCUGUCAGUGUGUCUGCAAAGGAGGCGUGCGGCCCUCGAGCUGUGGACCUCACAAAGAAUUAGACAGAUCAUCGUGUCAGUGCAUGUGCAAAAACAAACUUAUCCCUGCAUCCUGCGGGCCCAAUAAGGAAUUUGAUGAAGAAAAGUGCCAGUGUGUAUGCAGAAAGACCUGUCCUAGACAUCAGCCGCUAAAUCCUGCAAAAUGCAUCUGUGAAUGUAUAGAAUCUCCCAAUAAAUGCUUCUUGAAAGGAAAAAGGUUCCAUCACCAGACAUGCAGUUGUUACAGACCUCCGUGUACAGUGCGGAUGAAGCGCUGCGACGCUGGGUUUUACUUCAGUGAAGAAGUGUGCCGCUGUGUACCUACAUAUUGGAAAAGACCACUUAUGAAUUAGCCAAGAGAGCACUACUUGCUACAGUUGGUGUACAUUUUUCCAUUAGAACAAAAGAGCAACAGAAACUUUGCUAAUAUUUGGAAUUAAAUGUUCACCAGAGACCCUGUGGGGCUUUCAGAGAUAGACUCGUGCUUUUCUGAAGAUGUGGAAAGCAAAUGUAGAAAACAACUGGGGUUCACGUUUUGUAAAGAACUCAAUAAGGACUUAUUUUCUGUCAAUGACCAAACAGCCUAGGUUCUCCUUCUUGUGAUUUUUUUUUUAAGAGAUAAUGACUAUAUAAUUUAUUUCCACUAAAACCAUCGUGCAGCAUUUCUGUUUAUAGCAGUAACAAUUGUUAAAGCUCACUGUGAUCAAUAUUUUUAUAUCAUGCAAAGUAUGUUUAAAAUAAA
Molecule: messenger RNA, 1575 nt
Organism: Vidua chalybeata
Lineage: Eukaryota; Metazoa; Chordata; Aves; Passeriformes; Viduidae
Gene: VEGFC
Product: vascular endothelial growth factor C
Exons: 7
Coding region: 134-1186 (350 amino acids)
Biological process (GO): positive regulation of mast cell chemotaxis; positive regulation of protein phosphorylation; induction of positive chemotaxis
Cellular component (GO): membrane
Molecular function (GO): growth factor activity; vascular endothelial growth factor receptor 3 binding; chemoattractant activity
Source: RefSeq, a predicted model, not a curated record